This is a messenger RNA of Spodoptera littoralis (African cotton leafworm), 1056 nucleotides long. NCBI's taxonomy places the organism in Eukaryota, Metazoa, Arthropoda, Insecta, Lepidoptera, Noctuidae. The record is from the annotation of a GenBank genome assembly.
AUGUGGUUUAUAAUUCUUAGUUUAGUUUUAAUAGUACCAAAUGCUUUGAGUGAAUUUCGUUUCGACAAUUAUGCUCUUUACAAAAUUAUAUUGAAAGAUGUGGAUCAAGUAAAUUUUCUUAAAAGUUUACGAGAUAGUGACGCAAGAUUCGAUUUCUGGAACGACCCUGUCGCUCUGUCUAGCUAUGUGAACGUUCUGACAAGCCCCAAAGACAGGAAUGAAUUUGAAAAUAUUUUGAAAUCUAAAGACGUGGAAUUUGAAAUCAGUACAGAAAAUAUACAAGAUGCGAUAGACAGGGAGGUGAUAAAGACAUAUACAAGAGGCAAUAUAAAAAGUAUGACAUGGGAUGGCUACUACAAUCUGUCUUCUAUCAACGCUUGGAUUGAUGAUUUAGCUGCAACUUACCCUGAAGUAGUCGAAGUCAUUACUGGUGGAACAACGUAUGAAGAUCGAGCAAUCAAAGGUCUUAAAAUAUCUCAUGGCGAAGGGAGAAGAGCGAUCUUUUUGGAAGGUGGUAUUCACUCCAGGGAAUGGAUCUCACCAGCUACAGUCACCUAUAUUACUAAUGAGCUGCUGACGAAUGAUAAUGAAGAUAUAAAAGCUGCUGCACAGGGUUUUGAUUGGUAUAUCUUCCCAGUUACGAAUCCUGAUGGCUAUAUUUGGAGUUUUGAAAACGCCAGAAUGUGGCGCAAGAAUAGACGUCCUGUUGGUGAACAUGUUGGCGUUGAUUUGAACAGAAAUUGGGAUAACAACUGGAUGGUUGUAGGUGCAAGCUCAAAUCCUGCUCGAGACGAUUAUGCGGGUACAGCACCUUUCUCAGAACCGGAGACGAAAUCUUUGUCUGAAUUCUUAGCGUCGAUUGGUGAUAAAAUUGACAUGUACCUGUCCUUCCAUUCGUAUGGUCAGAUGCUGUUGAUACCAUUUGGAAAUACCACCGCACCGCUAGCAAACUAUCAUGAUGCUAGGAAUAUCGGCGCCCGUGGCAUGGGAGCGUUAUCGGUUAAAUAUGGCACCCUGUACAGGACAGGAACCAUUGCUGAAACCAUUUGUAAGUAG